This is a messenger RNA of Cladocopium goreaui, 1950 nucleotides long. Lineage: Eukaryota; Dinophyceae; Suessiales; Symbiodiniaceae. The record is from the annotation of a GenBank genome assembly.
AUGCUCCAAAGUGGAUCCCUACCGGACCACAUCAUCCACAUGUACCAGGUGGAGAGUAAGAAGGCAAAGGAGGGGGUGAGGAAUUACCAAACCAAACUUAUCAAUUCUUUGUUCCAGAAGGGUGACGACGGCACGUACCGCCUCAUGACUGACAAGCACGAGUUCGAGCAGUAUCGAAAGGUCUUCCACCAGACCAUUGCGAAGGAUAAAGCGGAGGCUAUGCCCAAGACUUUGAUGUUGGCCAGCCACUUCCAUGGAAAUGAGCAGCUCAUGAAGCGAGCCUUGGACAAUGGCGAGCUGAUCUCGAAGGUUGAUCCUUCCUCCAAGCUUGAGUACCUCCAGUUCCGGAAGCUCUCGAGCAUCGAGGUCAGAGGAAACGAGGAGGCAGAGAAGGUCAAAGGAACUAAGAAGAUGUCCCAGGACCAGGCUCAUACCAUGGCCUCGCUGAUGAGCAAGCUCAAAUGGAAGUUCAGUUUGGCCAAGGCUGACGAAAAGGUUAUGGAUGAAACUGGAGACAUUCCGGAAAGCAUCAAGAAAUUGGCAGCAAAGGCAAAGGACGCCUGCGAGCGCUUGCUGGAAGAUGGAAGCAAGCUGGUGACAUCCAAGGAUCUUCAGCCUGUGGUCAAAGAGGGCUACAAGACAUUGUCUUGCGACAUUACCAACUUGCAGAAUUUGCUGAUGUUUGGUGAGUUGCCUGAAAGAGCUACGGUGAACCGUGUCAGCUUGGAGAACUUCAUCGGAGGCAUCGCGCAGGACGUGGAGAAGUAUAACUUGGAGAUCCAGGCCGCGAAGGGCACCACACCGUCCAUGUUGAUCUGGGUCUGGGGUUUUUUCGAUAAGCUCAAGAUUGGCGACCAAACCACUGGAACAUUGUUCGAGUUCUACACGGUGUUGAAGUGGAGUUUCUCAUGCUUAGCUGAAGGAAGGUACCCAGCAGGGUCGGUGGAGGCUAACAGGGCAGGUUCUUUCCUAGCCGACGGCUUCAAGGCCGUAUUAUGGGCUUUGACGGGGGACUUAGACUACUUCCAUGCGAUGCUGGGAACCCCAAACUACUCUGCAGCAGGUGGACCAUGCAUGCAUUGCCGAUGCACAUUGACAGGGCCGAACACCUGGACUGACUUCAGGGAUGAAGCUUUAUGGAGAACAAGUCGCUGGCAAGGUGAAACAUGGCGAGCCUGGGAAGGACGUACACAGUGCGUGUUGCUGACCCUGCCUGGUGCCUCCUGCUGGACAAUUGCUUAUGACUGGGUUCAUGUGAAAUACCUCGGUGUGGACCAGUACAUCUUCGGAUCGGUCCUAUCAGUCUUGGUGUCCAUGGUCAUGCCGAACGAUGAGAACACGAACUUGGAAAACUGCUUGGCUUUUUUGAAAGAUUAUUUCAAAAGACAUUCCACCCCUACGCCUUUUAGGUAUCUAACAAAACUGACCAUGUUUGUACGAACCGGUAAGUAUCCAAAACUGAGAGGGAAGGAUUCCGAGGUGCGGCAUUUUGGUCCAGCUUUGCUAGCCUUGUGGAACAUGCACAUGAACCAGAACUUGGCCUUGCACAAACGCAUUUCUCUAAUGUUAAAGCACAACGUUCACCUGGAAGAGAUGAUUACCUUGCACAACGAAGACUUUUCUUUCCCAGCUGGAGCAGCCGAAGAUUUUCAGAAAACGGCUUCGGGCAUGUUAGUACUUUUGAACCAGAUUGCGGACCACUUCGUGGACGAAGGGGUGAAAUGCUUCGACAUCACCAGCAAAACCCACAUGCUUCAAGAGUUAGCUAUGUUGAGCCGAUCAAUGAAUCCAAAGGUGGUAUGGUGCUUCAUGGGUGAAGAUCAAAUGCAGCGCAUGCAACAAGUUGCAAAGGCAUGUGUUCGUGGCAACCGGGUCGACAAACAGACUUCAAAGUUGGCUCGCCACUAUCGCUUAGGAUUGCAUUUGCACUUUCUCCAGCUGGCUCUUUGA